AGAGCAAUGACUGUCUCUGUCAGUGACUUUGUUUCUCUCUUUUUUAUGUCACGUUUAUCUAGAUUUUGGUGGUUAAUUCCUCAUUUUAAAUAGUUUCUUUCACUAAAAGUUGACAGCAACAGACAUUUGACUUCACCAGAAAUCACCAGCAUGGCAGGAAGGAUCGGAAAAUGGACAGAGAUAAAGCCUGCCACGGAAGAAACUCAGAAGAUCUGUGACAUGCUGAAGAGCGACACAGAGAAAAAGUGGACCAAACAGAGCUAUGAAAUAUUUAAGGCCAUUGAAUACAGGAUACAACCAGUGGCAGGAACAAACUUUCUCAUCAAGGUUCAUGCAGGAGGAAGUGAAUACCUCCAUAUUUAUGCCUACCAAAGCUCUCUAAAAAGGGGAGAGAUUAAAACUUUACUGAAGAGGGUAGAAAAACACAACGAAGGAGAUCCUCUGGAGCCCAUCAGACCUUUGGACUGAUGAGAAAACACAACUUCACCCCGGCAGCCUUACAGCAAAAUGCGCUGCUAUGUUGUAUAAAAGAGCAUGUUGGGAUGGCUUAAGUUUGACCUUUUCUAUCAGUAUGAUAUUAGUGGUUGUUUGAAAUAGCUAUUUUGCAGUGUGACUACCUUACUGAUUGCAUUAAUAUGUGGAAAAUGUACUAAUAUCUAAUAAAUAUAGCUAAAACUGCCCAAAAGACUUUUUAUUUUAUAAAAAAGACCUCAGGUCUAAACUUAACAUAAGAAAAAGGACAAAGACAAACUAAAAACAAGAAGCAGUGUGUUCACUAUGUAGGCAUAUUUUAAGAAUAUCUUGAUCCAAUCCCAAAAAGCAGUCCAAGGUCCUGAUCAAAGCUUUUUAAAAAUAACUUAGACUAAACUCUACUCCUGAAAAUUGGUGGAAUCUGAUUUAGGUCAACUGUAGCAACCCUAUUUUGCAGCCUCUCACAACAACAACAACAACAACAACAAAUAACUCUCCAAGACUUGUCUUGGUGCCUCAAGACAGUUUAGGCAACAUCUUGAAAUUAUUGGAAUCAGAAAUUAUGCUCUCUACCAGAAAGUCUUGAAGGAUCGUGUCUGACCAGCAGUUUGAAACUGAAGCAAGUUAUGCAGCAAGACAAUGAUUCAAAACACAACAGCAUGCUCAUCUUUGAACUUAAAAAAAAUGAAGGUUUUGCUAAACUUAGACUAAGUCAAGGCUUAAAUCUAAUUGCCUUUCUGUGGCAUGACCUUAAAAAUACAAUGUAAAAGACUAAUUGCCCUUAUUUGUUGAAUCUUUAUGGCAAUUGUUGCUACCAAGGGUGCCUCAACUGUUUAUUAGGUUUAGUGGGAAAUUACGUUUCACACAGUGCCAGGUUGAUAUGACUAAAAAGUGUGACAAAAAAGAAACGACACCUAUAAGGGGGCAAAUACUUUUUUGCAGCACCAAAUAUUAGAGAUAAGCUUUGUAAUAAAUCAGAAUAAACUUUUAACCUUAUUUGGGGUUGUUGUGAUGUUCACUUUGAAAGAGCUGUAAUGUCAGUAUAAAAUAUCUAAAUAUACUAAUUAAUCUCAUGUUGUCAAGCACCAACAAUAAAGAGUUCUAAUGAACAAGACAAGAAAACAGGUCCAGCUCAGCUCAUUGCCUGUCAGAAGCACCGGGUUUAUGCUAAAGAUUUAAAACACGGACAACAGAAGUCGCUUGAAAACAGUUCAUUGUGUUUUUGUUUUUUUUAAAAAAGCUUUUGUACAAUAACCCCUUGUGAAGAACAAAGAUGAUUUUUACAGCAUUCAUUCUGCUAUACCAUAAUGACACUGAGAA
This is a messenger RNA of Xiphophorus hellerii (green swordtail), 1791 nucleotides long. RefSeq names its product cystatin-A5-like. The record is from RefSeq and is a predicted model, not a curated record. Gene Ontology annotation, cellular component: cytosol. The transcript is spliced from 4 exons. The coding region runs from base 151 to 468 and encodes 105 amino acids. NCBI's taxonomy places the organism in Eukaryota, Metazoa, Chordata, Actinopteri, Cyprinodontiformes, Poeciliidae. Gene Ontology annotation, molecular function: cysteine-type endopeptidase inhibitor activity.